This is a messenger RNA of Hibiscus syriacus, 1488 nucleotides long. RefSeq lists its product as uncharacterized. The record is from RefSeq and is a predicted model, not a curated record. Lineage: Eukaryota; Viridiplantae; Streptophyta; Magnoliopsida; Malvales; Malvaceae. The transcript has 5 exons. The coding region runs from base 1 to 1455 and encodes 484 amino acids.
AUGGAGGUUGAGAUGCAUAAUCAAAAUAAGGCUCCAGAGGAUGUCGAGGUUGAUAUAAUAGGAUUAGGAUGCACAAAUAAUAACGACACCACAACAGUUAAAAUUGAGGAUCCGGAUGCAACUGAAUGUUCCAGCUCAUUUGCUGACACCACAUCUGAUACCGAUAAAUGUUCUGGAUUUAGUGAUGCUGAAGUGGAAUCUCAGUUCGUUGGUGAUGCCGCUUUUGGAUCUGCUUACGAACCAUUUAGCAGCUUGUUUCAUAUAAGGAAGAAGAGGCUGACAAGCCAUUGGAGGAACUUCAUUCGGCCUCUCAUGUGGCGCUGCAAAUGGACAGAACUGAGAAUCAAACAAAUCGAGUCUCAAGCAGGAAAAUACACCAGAGAACUUUCAGCAUACAAUCAGAGGAAGUUUCCUGGAAUUGAUCAAUCUGCACUGGAAGGUUUUGGUUCAAAGUCAUUGCCAUUUUCUAGUCAAUAUAACCGUAAAAAGGCCAUCAAGCGGAGGAGAAGAAAGAGAAUUGAAGAGGCAACCGAUGUAGCCUCAUACAUGUCAUGUCACAACUUAUUUUCGUAUUUUGGUACGAGCUUUUCCUUUAUUCUUUAUCAUUGUUGUUCAAGUGUUUUUCUUGUCUAUCCUAUUGAUCCUAGGAAAUCAAAUAUUUCCCAAGCUGAUACGGACCAACAUACUGAUUGCAAUGAUAAAUUCGGCAUUAAUAACGAUGGAUUGUUUUUCAAGUUCAGAGAUGAAAAUAAUUCCUUGGAGCAAGUUCUUAGGAAGAUUGAAAUUGUGCAUGCUAAGGUUCAGAAACUCAGGAAUCAACUUGAUCAAGUGAUGUCCAAAAAUGUUUCGAAGUUUUCUUCUUCUGAGAAUUUAAGCUUUCUUGUUGCUUGUGAUGCUCAAACCAGCUCUGCUCCUAGCCCUACAUUUUCAGCUGGCAACGGAGACACAAGAUCCGUCGAACCUGCAUUUUUCUCAACUCAACAAAUUUGCAAAUAUGCUGGAGAUAUGGCUAUGUCUGCAUGUGCCAUUUCAAGCUACGGAGAGGCUUUCCAUGUCCCUGAUAUAAUUGAAAGCACUGUCGGAUUAUUGUCGUCUGCUGAAGUUACUUGCCACCAGCCACCACUUGUAGACUCGUGCGAAGACAUUGUGGAAAAUGUUCUGAUGCAGAAUGAAGGAAAUGCCGGAGAUAAACAAGCUUUAACGGCGACAAACGGUCAAUCCACAAAGCAACAUCAUCAAACCGAGAAACUAGAAGAAGGAGAGAGCUCCAAUCCUUCUCGUAUCGCAACAUCGGAACCUAAUAACGCGGCAAAAAAAGCUGUGUCUCAGGAGCAAUCAAUUCUGAGAUUAUGUCUAGCUUCUUUCCCUAAGAGCAAAAGAAACCGAGGGGAACGGAAAGCCGGUCCCGUCGGUUGGAGCAGGAAACCUUCAGGUGAGCCUGAUAAUAGCCAAUGACUUCAUUUCUGAUGGUCCACUAAGUUUGGCAGG